Molecule: messenger RNA, 1800 nt
Organism: Haemonchus placei
Lineage: Eukaryota; Metazoa; Nematoda; Chromadorea; Rhabditida; Trichostrongylidae
Source: the annotation of a GenBank genome assembly
CAAUCUUCAUCAUAUCCUUCGACUAAGAGAGAAUCGGAUGGAAUCUGCUCUCCUAAUGCAAUCAUUUCUUCCAUCUUUCUCAUCAUCCAUUCGCGUGCCUCCUUCAUCAUGUCCAGGUCACUGACAACAGCAUGGAAUCUAGACAGAAUUGCAUCACUGAUUUUCAACUGCUUUUCGGCCAGUACCUUUGAGUACUCUGCAUUUUCGGCUCGAAGAGUUUCGAGAUCUCUUUUCAAGCUGCCGACUUCAUGACACUUGUUUUCCAAUAUUUCCUUCUCAUUUUCCAAACGAUCAAGCUCUGUCUCCUCAGCGAUCACAUCCUUUUCCCAAUCAUCUCGAUCUCUUCGACGUUGACGCUCCGCUCGCGAGUCCAUACGUUGUCUUUCGCGAAGUUUACCACUAAUCACUCCAUCUUCUUGUCUGAACAAGAAGGAUCAUCCUUUCAGUUGUUCGCGAUUUCAGUUAUCAUCUAAACCUGACUUGAUGUUUUCGGCAUCAGAAAUCGCCUUCCUUAUUGCUUGCUCAAGGUCCCACUUCUGCUGUAGUAACUUAGCUUCAACGUCUUCUAAGAGACUUUUGCAGUCUUUCAAUACAGCAAGAUGAAGAGCCCUGGCAUCACUUGGAUUCUCAUCAAUAAUAACCGUAUCUUCAGAGUAAGCGCUCGGAUAAAGACUUCUGAUAUCCACCACCAGUUUGUGGUGACGACCUUGUUGCUCGGCUAGGGCACUUUUGGUUUUUGGAACGGCCAUCCAGUGCUGUUUGCACAGAUUCUCGAGCUCUGCUUUCAGUUUUCUCAAAGUGAGCUUAUUCUGAUCCACUUCAGCUAUGAGAGCUCGAGCUUCAGUCCCACACAGUCCGUUCGUCUCUUCCUGAGCUUUGAUCGCGCUUUCGACUUCCGCGAGUUUAGCGCGACAUUCCUUUUCUUGUCCACGGACUGUGGCUAGUUCAACGUUCACAGCGUCCAAUGUUUCUGCUAAUAACUUUUCGUCCUGAUCCGUCUUCUCCUUAUACUCUUGGGCCUUGGCGAUAUCAUCGUCAAGACGUGCAAUGUCUUGCUGCAAGCGGUCCACAUUUCCUUUAUCUGCCUCCAAUUCUUUACAUUCUUCGGCAAUUUGCUCAAGAUUAGCCUCUAUAGUCUGUUUCUGAGUAUCAAAAUCUUCCUGUUGUUCAUACCAUUGUCGGAGACGUUCGAUGUUAACAUCGAAUGCUUCAUCACUUUCCAUGAAAUCCUUUCGAUUUUGAAUGUAUUCCUUGAAUACGGUAUUCAUCCAACUGUACUUAUACGCCUUCAAGGUACCAUUUGAAUCAUCUCCACCGAGGAGUAGCUCUUGUCCGACCUUGCCUUGAAGUUGAUUGCAUACCUUGAUAUUAUCGAUCAACCAGGUUAGGGCGCCGAGUAGUGUGGGCCAUGUAUGGGCCGCUCCUAUGGUUUGCAUGGUGCUCGGUUUGAUGGCAGUGGGAUAACCUAGCUCUCGAAAGAUCGCAGGCACCUCUUCAUUGACAUUCUUCAACUGGAAAUCAGGAUUGACGUGUUGAUAGAUGCUCUCAAACAUAGAGAUAAAGUCCUGCUUCGUAGGCGACCGGAUAACUCGUUCUGGUAGACAGUUCUCUCCAUCAUGUUCAAGAAGAAACUCGUAAAUCGUUCGGACCAUAUCACACUGAUACUCUUUUGAAGUUAGCGGUCUAGUGUCUUUGAUAUUACUGGUAAGUGACCUGAACACAGAGUGUCUACGUGCACUGGCCGGUACUGCUCCACCGAUGCUGAAUCGAGGUUGGCCAGAGUUGAAAUCACUGAAAUAG